AUGGCUCAAUCACACGAGACGACGGCGCGCAAGCGGCAGAUUCGCGCCCCAAUGGCAUGCCAGUUCUGCCGUCACCGGAAGAUGAGGUGUACCAAUGAGAAGCCUCGAUGCCAAAAUUGCGUAGAACAUGAAAAAGACUGUGUUUAUGCAGAGUUAGAAAAGAAGCCAAGGCCUUCCGGUGUUCGCAUCGCCCAAUUGGAGCUGGAGAAUCGCAGACUGCAGGAGAAAGUUUCGAGCCUCAGCGCGAUAUUACAAGGUACAGAAAAUGCGAGAUGCGGAGAACCUAGCUCAAGGGAUCCAAAUCCUCAAGAUGAUAAUUCAUUGAGCUUUGCUGGUCUGCAAAGCUCAACACCUAGACUUGGUGCACAGCAAAUGCCGACACCUGGUUCAGCUUCAGACUCAGAAAGACAUACUGUGGUACAGAAUACAUUUUCCCCAGACACAGAGUCUUGCUACCAUGGUCCAACAAGUACUCUCUUUGAUGAGAGCUCUGUCGAGGUCAACGACACACAAAAAGUGACGGAUCCAAAAGUGCCAGACUUGUGGAAAAAGCGUCAAUUGGUUGCUGAAUCUGCAAACCAACGUCAGCUCGAGACUGUCAAUUUUGUCGCCCAGAAACUUGUUUUUGACGGGGUAGAUCCAGACCUCGGAAUGCAUCUUUUGUCAAUCUUUUGGAAUCGACAGCCGGUAUUGGGUCCGAUUGUUUACCGUACAGCUUUCAUGCGAGAUAUGGCCUGUGCCGGACCAUACUUUUCGACGCUGCUAUUAAAUGCCAUCUAUUUCUAUUCUUCCAAAUAUUCUUCCCGAAUAGAAGCAUGUCAACAGCCGAGUAACAAGCUGACAAUCGGAUGGGAGUAUCGGAAAAGAGCCAUAGCAUUGCUAAACAAAUCUUACGACAAGAGCAAUAUCACAACCGUACAGGCGUUGCUCAUCAUAUCCAGUGCUCUGUUCUCUUGGUGUGAUGAAAGGAGUCUAUCAUGGCUGUAUGCAGGAAUGGCAUUUAACAUGAUUACUGACUUGGGUAUACACGUUGAUGCAACUACUCAAAAGAAGCGUGUUUCUGACGAAGACUCAGAGAUAUGUACCAGAAUUUUUUGGGCAGCGUAUGUCAUUGAUAAACUUCAGUCACUGUACCAGGGCAGGCCCAGCUCUCUUCACAAAUUCAACACAAAUCUUUCCAUAGAUUUUACGGAUGAACAUGAAGAGCUCGAAUUGUUCAAUACAUUGACUUACAGCGAAACGGCGAGCAAUCUGAUGUAUCCUGUUUAUAGUAUCUCAAUUUUCCGAGAGACGUGUAAAUUAUGUAUGAUUUUAGACAAAGUCAUCCUCAGCCUUUACUCGGAAGACAGUAGUUCCAAAAGGCCUGAAGAGUUGCUUCGCGAGUCUACCGCACGAACCGUCGAGCUAGAUAACUGGAAAAACACACUGCCAACUCAGCUCAAUCUUGACCUAUCAAAUUCCUGCACAAGAACGUACCUGCCUCACGCGUUAUCUCUUAUAUCCCUAUUCAAUGUCCUUAUCAUCUUGAUCCAUAGACCUUACGUGUCCGAUGGGCACCUUCAGUCAAUGUCGUCCUCUGUGGUUCUCGACUCCUUUUCCAAAUGCGCAAUUGCGGCCUUUGAGAUUGAUAAUAUAUUGAAAAAGUAUGAGCAGUAUUAUUGUCUGAAGACUGCUCCUUAUAUCAUGUCAUACGCAACUUAUGUUAGUGCCACUAUACAUGUCCGUCUCGCGGCUCAAAGAAAUGGCCCAAGCGAUGCACAUGAGGCACUGCGGAAUUGCGUCAAAGUACUGAACCUUCAACAGUCUGUUGGAUGGGCUCCUAAAAGAGCCAAGCGUGUUAUUGAUGUACUCAUCACACGCCUCGGUGUCGUCUUGUACGAUGAGGACGCGUUUCGUACUAUAGCCGAGGUAGCUGUCUCCGAUUUUGACAUCGAUACCAUUACCAGAAUGUUUUCUACAGCGCAACCGCAAGCCGACGGCCUGGAAUCCGCCUUUGCGAAUAAUACUCAUCAGUAUUCAACCGGAUUAGCUGCUGGCAGCAGCUCUACAGUGCAACAUUCCAACAUCCUGGCUAAUGAACCCGAACAAGUUGCCGAAGAUCGGAUGGCUUUCACGGGAGAGGACAUACCUUUCAUGUACGAUCCGAUCUUCGGAUUCAACGGAGUUACCUUUGAUGACUGGGAUAACUGGGGCUUGGGUAUGGGUAGUGAUUACACAUAA
Messenger RNA from Glarea lozoyensis ATCC 20868, 2220 nucleotides. RefSeq names its product Zn2/Cys6 DNA-binding protein. Bases 1 to 2220 code for a protein of 739 amino acids. Gene Ontology annotation, biological process: DNA-templated transcription; regulation of DNA-templated transcription. Lineage: Eukaryota; Fungi; Ascomycota; Leotiomycetes; Helotiales; Helotiaceae. Gene Ontology annotation, molecular function: DNA-binding transcription factor activity, RNA polymerase II-specific; DNA binding; zinc ion binding. The transcript is spliced from 5 exons. The record is from RefSeq and is a predicted model, not a curated record.